This is a messenger RNA of Neolamprologus brichardi, 2586 nucleotides long. The record is from RefSeq and is a predicted model, not a curated record. NCBI's taxonomy places the organism in Eukaryota, Metazoa, Chordata, Actinopteri, Cichliformes, Cichlidae.
AUGCGGGAAAAAUUCGAUAUCCCCUCAAUUGAAUUGAAUUGAAUUAGCGACUUGACAGGCUGGCUCUUAGUAAGGUUAGCACCUUAUCUUGAUCCGGAUUGGCGAUUAACGAUAACACUAGAGUCAGACAUCGGGUGCAUUAGUGCGUGUGUAAAAACCUAGACGUUUAUUUAUUGUUAAAUUAAAAAAUUCGUGGCGGUUUCCUGUUGUAUUUUUCCGUCUUGAGCACUCUCUAGCUAGCCCGCUUAGCUGAUUGCGUUAGCUUUUACUGCCUCUUUUCCUUGUCGGCAGUCUGAACACAUCCCCUCAUCGGGAUUUUUACAGUAGGGCUGGGAAUGAGUCUUUAAUUGCAGGACCAGCGUCCGAGGAUGGCGCCUCUCUUGGUAGUCGGGCUGGCUUUGUGCCUCAGCGGGACUUGGGCUGUGGACAAAGGCAAUUUCAAGACCUGUGAGCAGAGUGCUUUCUGCAAGCGUCAGCGAGCUUUGAAGCCUGGAGAGUCUCCUUAUCGAGCCCUGCUGGAGACCAUGGAGCUGACCAACACCAGACUCACCCUGCAGCUCAUCAAUGACAACAACAAGGUGCGUCUGUUGCUCGAGCUCUACCGCCUCCAGGGAAACAUAACGAGGGUGAAGAUUAACGAGCUUAAGCCUCUGAAACCUCGCUAUGAAGUCCCAGACGUGCUCAUCAGGGAGCCUACCACAGAGCCCCUCUCUGUCUUGUCUCAGGACGAGAAUGGUGUGGUGCUGUCCCUGGGGGUGGAGUCUCAGAGAGUCAUUAUUAGCGCCCGGCCCUUCCGACUGGACAUCAUGGAAGGAAGCGACGUGCUGAUGUCUCUGAACUCACGCGGCCUGCUGGCCUUUGAGCACCUGAGGAUGCGCAAGGACACUUUCUCCUAUAAAGUAACUAGCACAGUGGCUAGCGUGUGGGAUAAUAUCAAGAGGGUAUUCUCUAGUCAGGCAGACCCAGAGGCUGAGAAGAAGGAGGAGGCUGAUCCAGCAAACCAAGCAGAGACAACAAAGGAAGAGGAAGAGAAAGUAGAAGACGGGAUGUGGGAAGAAACAUUUAAAUCGCACACAGACAGCAAACCUAAUGGUCCAUCUGCUGUUAGUUUAGAUUUCUCACUGCCAGGAGUCGAGCAUGUUUAUGGUAUUCCAGAACAUGCAGACACUCUCAGACUCAAAACAACAGAUAAUGGAGAUCCGUAUCGACUCUAUAACCUGGAUGUGUUCCAGUAUGAACUGUAUAACCCUAUGGCCUUGUACGGGUCUGUCCCAGUGAUGGUAGCCCACAGUCCCCAGCGAACUACAGGCAUCUUCUGGCUUAAUGCUGCAGAGACCUGGGUGGAUAUUAGCUCCAAUACAGCUGGAAAGACUGUUUUUGGGAAAAUGCUAGAUUAUGUUCAGGGCUCCAGUGAGACACCACAGACAGAUGUGCGUUGGAUCUCUGAAAGCGGCAUCAUUGACGUCUUCAUUAUGCUGGGACCAACUCCUAAAGACGUCUUCUCUCAGUACGCCUCUCUUACAGGCACUCAGUCUUUCCCUCCCCUGGCUUCCCUGGGAUACCAUCAGUGCCGCUGGAAUUACAACGACCAGGAGGACGUGAAGUCGGUCGAUGCCGGCUUCGACGAGCACGACAUCCCCUAUGACUUCAUCUGGCUCGAUAUCGAGCACACCGAUGGGAAGCGCUACUUCACCUGGGAUCCGCACAAGUUUGCGACCCCGAAGGAGAUGCUGCAGGGUCUCAUGGACAAGAAGCGCAAGAUGGUUGCUAUUGUGGACCCCCACAUUAAAGUAGACAGCAACUACAAGAUCCAUAAUGAAAUCCGCUCUCUGGGUUUCUAUGUCAAGAAUAAAGAUGGUGGCGACUAUGAAGGCUGGUGCUGGCCUGGAAGUGCCAGUUAUCCAGACUUCACUCGUGCAGACAUGAGAGCCUGGUGGGCCAGCAUGUUUGCCUACGAUCAGUAUGAGGGCACCAUGGAAAACCUGCAUACAUGGAACGACAUGAAUGAGCCAUCAGUCUUCAAUGGGCCGGAGGUCACUAUGCACAAGGAUGCAAUGCAUGGAUCCUGGGAGCAUCGUGAUAUACACAACCUGUAUGGUUUAUAUGUGCAAAUGGCCACGGCGGAGGGUUUGAUCCAGCGGUCAGGAGGAGUUGAGCGACCAUUUGUCCUGACCAGGGCCUUCUUCGCUGGGUCUCAGCGCAUCGGUGCUGUGUGGACAGGAGAUAAUGCUGCUGAGUGGGACCACCUGAAAAUAUCCAUCCCCAUGUGUUUGAGUAUGGGCCUGGUUGGAAUCUCUUUCUGUGGAGCUGACAUCGGUGGCUUCUUCAAGUCUCCCAGCACUGAACUGCUUGUGCGUUGGUACCAGGCGGGUGCUUACCAGCCAUUCUAUAGAGCCCAUGCCCAUCUGGACACGCCCCGCCGCGAGCCCUGGCUGUUUGGUCCAGAAAACACUGCACUGAUCCGUGAAGCCGUGCGCCAGCGCUACACCUUCCUGCCCUACUGGUACCAGCUGUUCUACCGCGCACAUGUGACGGGAGAGCCCGUCAUGAGGUGAUGAUUUUGGUUAACCUGCAUGUAUUGACUGU